Messenger RNA from Scylla paramamosain (green mud crab), 991 nucleotides. RefSeq lists its product as uncharacterized. The record is from RefSeq and is a predicted model, not a curated record. Bases 135 to 842 code for a protein of 235 amino acids. NCBI's taxonomy places the organism in Eukaryota, Metazoa, Arthropoda, Malacostraca, Decapoda, Portunidae. The transcript has 5 exons.
CAAGGCGCGGGGCGGGGCGAGGAGGGGCAGCAGGUGCGAGUAUAUAAUGAAGGCGUGGAUGAUGGUGGUCACUCAUUCUCUUGGUACAGAUCCAGGUGGCAGCAGUCCUCCCACAGCACAACUUGAACGCAACCAUGUUCAGAUACGGCCUCCUGUUUUUGCUGGCGGCGAGCAGCGCUGUGCUGGCCCUGCCAGGGAACCCCAUUCAAUUCUACGCUCCCCCGCAGGAGACCCAACAGGUCGACCAGUUCUAUGCCCCUCCCAUCAAGGAGAAGCUUUGCGAGCCGCAGUACGUGGAUAAGUUGGUGACUGUGACCGAGACUGUUCCCUCCUACGUCACCACCACUGUCGAUAACUACGUCACGGUCACCGAAACCCAGCAGGUCACCGACUACAAGACCGUCGUGUCCACCGUGGUGGAGCCCUCCUACAUCACAGAAACCGUGGUCUCCACCGUGGUCGACGUUGUCUACAGCACUGAUUACGUGACCACGACCCAGGUGGUGACCGACACUGUCUACUCCACUCAGAUUCAAUACGAGACCGUGGUCAGCACCGUCGUGGAACCUUCCUACAUCACUGAGACCGCUUACUCCACGAUCCACAGCACUCAGUACUCCACUGUGUCCGUCACCGAGACCAGUUACCUGACCGAUACCGUCACCUCCACCCAGGUCCAGGUGGAGACAACCUCCCUGUACGUCACCGAGGUGGAGACCGUGUACUCCACUCAGUUUUCCACCGUCACCUCCUACGUCACCACCACCCUGAAGAUCGAGACCCCGCAAACCACCAAGGGCGGUUACGACUACGUGCCACCCGUCAAGGGCAUAAAAUUGUAAGUCAUCACCGGGAUCUCGUACUUGAGGAUGAGCCGGGACGAGCAGACAUAGCCAUCCAGGCACUGCUUUUACCACCUCCUGCUGUCUAAGGAUAUUUACACUUCAUAACUAUAUUAUUGCUCAUAAUUUAAAUAAAGUUUUUAGGUAAA